AUGAGGAUCUCUUAUCUGGCCGUAGCCACCGCCUUGGCUACCCUCACGUCGGCCGCCGCCGCUCCCAAGCAGCAGUGCCACUGCUUGCCUGGUGAGAAGUGCUGGCCGUCGACCGUCUCCUGGGACGCACUGAACGCUACCGUUGGCGGCCGUCUCGUUGCCACCAAGCCCAUCGGGUCGCCCUGCCACGAUCCCACAUACGAUGCGGCCGCCUGCGCGGCGCUGCAGUCAUCCUGGACGAACCCCUUGACCCACAUCCCCUCCUCGUCUUCUGUGAUGCAGACCUACUUCGCCAACCAGUCCUGCGACCCCUUCACAGACAGAGCUAUCCCCUGCACCCUCGGCAACUACGUUAGCUACGCCGUCGACGUCCGCUGCACGGCAGAUGUUGGCCACGCUCUCAAGUUCGCCAAGGCCAACAACCUCCGCGUCGUCGUCCGCAACACGGGCCAUGACUUCCUCGGACGCUCUACCGGCGCUGGUGCUCUGGCCAUCUGGACCAACCACCUCAAGACGGUCGACUUCACCACCUGGUCCGACAAGUACUACUCGGGCCCGGCCGUGAACGUCGGUGCAGGUGUCCUCGGCUACGAGAUCCUCGAGGCGGCGCACGCCAAGGGACUCGCCGUCGUCUCUGGCGAGUGUGCCACCGUCGGUCUGGCUGGCGGCUUCAUCCAGGGCGGAGGCCACAGUGCCCUCUCCACCGAGUUCGGCCUCGGGGCUGACCAGACGCUCGCCUUCCAAGUCGUCACCGCGGAGGGCAAGACCGUCGUUGCGUCGCCCUCUCAGAACGCCGACUUGUACUGGGCCCUCAGCGGCGGCGGCGGCGGCACCUUUGGCGUCGUGACCGGCGUCACCGUCCGCGCUUACAAGGCCGAGACCGUCGGCGGCGCGGCCUUCCAGCUGCUCGCCGCGACGACGACGCCCGACAAGUUCAACGCCGCCGUCUCCAAGUUCCACGAGCUGCUGCCCAACAUGACGGACCACGGCGCCUUUGCCGUGUUCCUCCAUAACUCCCAGUUCCUGGUCCUCCGUCCCCUGACCGUCUGGAACUCGACGGCCGCCCACGUUCGCGACGUGGUUCUCGCCCCCUUCGUCAAGGCGCUGGCCGAGAUCGGCAUCACCCUGCCGAUCGCCUACAGCGAGCUCUCGUACCGCGACCACUACGCGACCUACAUGGGCCCUCUGCCCCAGGGCAACCUCGAGGUGGCUCGCUACCAGUUCGGCGGGCGCCUGAUCCCCCGCGACGUCAUCGAGACCAACAACGACGAGUACCAAAAGGUCGUCCGGAACCUCACCGCCAACGGCGUCCUCCUCGCCGGCAGCGUCGGCCAGUACAACAAGCCGGCCGGCGCGCCCGACAACUCGGUCCACCCGGCGUGGCGCAAGGCGGUCAUGCAGCUCCAGCUCAUCACCAACUGGGACAACGCGGCGCCGUGGGCCGACAUGGAGGCCGCCCAGAGACGCAUGACGGAGGAGUUCAUGCCGCUGAUCCAGUCGGUGACGCCCGGCAGCGCCUCGUACAUGAACGAGGCCGACUUCAGGCAGCCGGACUGGCAGAGCGCCUUCUUCGGCGACAACUACGCCAAGCUGCUGUCCAUCAAGAAGAAGUGGGAUCCCGAGUCGCUGUUUUACGUCCUCAAGGGCGUGGGCAGCGAGGCGUGGAACGUUGCGCCCAGUGGGCAGAUGUGUCGGGCUUGA
Messenger RNA from Colletotrichum higginsianum IMI 349063, 1701 nucleotides. Its product is annotated as FAD binding domain-containing protein. The coding region runs from base 1 to 1701 and encodes 566 amino acids. Gene Ontology annotation, molecular function: oxidoreductase activity; FAD binding. Lineage: Eukaryota; Fungi; Ascomycota; Sordariomycetes; Glomerellales; Glomerellaceae. The record is from RefSeq and is a predicted model, not a curated record. The transcript is spliced from 3 exons.